Cladophialophora carrionii CBS 160.54 is the source of this 756-nucleotide messenger RNA. RefSeq lists its product as uncharacterized. Gene Ontology annotation, molecular function: protein binding. The record is from RefSeq and is a predicted model, not a curated record. The transcript has a single exon. Lineage: Eukaryota; Fungi; Ascomycota; Eurotiomycetes; Chaetothyriales; Herpotrichiellaceae. Bases 1 to 756 code for a protein of 251 amino acids.
AUGCCCUCCUCUUCCUCCCCCACCGUCCCCCUCCCGACGGACGACAUCGACACGCUCAUCUACCUGACGCGCGCCAACGAGCUCGCGGAACUACAAUCCGCAAUCGACACGCUGAGCACGACGCACACCUGCUCGCGUCGCACGAUCCUCGCCUCCGCGAUCGACAUCGACGCCGACGGCCUCGGUUCGCAAUCUAGCCUCCUGCACUACGCGGCUGGGAACGGGCAUGUCGACACGAUAAAGUACUUGCUCGGAGUAUUACUAGGCGACGGCGACGGCGAUGGCGAUGCCACGCGGGAUGUGGCACAGAAGUCGAAUUCAAAUGCAAACCCAAGUCCAAGUAAAGAAGAUGUGCCCUCCGCGUCGUCGAUGCAGACGCACUGGCUUCUCACCCAUAAGAACGUGAGCGGGAACACGCCUCUUCACUGGGCGGCCAUGAAUGGGCAUUUGGACGUGGUCAUGGCGCUGGUCCGGGCCGGGGCCGAUGCGCGCGUCAGAAACGCCGCUGGGCGGGACUGUAUCGUCGAGGCGGAGGUGAGUGCGUUGAAUGGGCGGAGUGAGGCGCAGGUCGGGGAAUGUGUGGUUUGGAUGUUGAAGAAUUGUGAGGGCGUCGAGGAGGGGGUUGGGGAUGGAAAGCACGAAGAGGAGGGGGAAGUCGAAGAAGAAGCAGAGGUUCGACAGGGAAAUGCGACGAGUGCGGUGAAUGGGGAUGGUAGUGGAAAUGACGAUGGGACGGCAACAGUGCCGGAGACGUGA